Messenger RNA from Ilex paraguariensis (yerba mate), 2792 nucleotides. Lineage: Eukaryota; Viridiplantae; Streptophyta; Magnoliopsida; Aquifoliales; Aquifoliaceae. The record is from the annotation of a GenBank genome assembly.
AUGGCUUCUACAACAGCAGAUAGCAUGCCCGAUGCUUUGAAACGGAAUCGGUACCAUAUGAAGAGGUGUUUUGCUAGCUUUGUUGGGAUGGGGAGAAGGUUAAUGAAAACCCACCAUUUGAGGGAGGAAAUAGAGAAAACCAUACAAGACAAGCUUGAAAGAACCAAGGUUUUGGAUGGUUCAAUGGGUCACAUCCUGAGUUCCACACAGGAGGCAGCUGUUGUCCCCCCAUAUGUGGCUUUUGCAGUAAGAUAUAAUCCAGGUAGUUGGGAUUAUGUUAUGGUGAAAGCUGAUGAUCUUGUGGUACGUGCUAUUACUGCUGCAGAAUUCUUGAAAUUCAAAGAAACGAUCUACGAUGAAAAUUGGGCAAUUGAUGAAAAUGCAUUGGAAGUUGAUUUUGGAGCUUUUGACUUCUCUAUUCCGAGCCUAACCCUCUCUUCUUCAAUCGGGAAUGGAAUAAACUCCAUCUCAAAAUUCUUGACUUCAAAGCUUUUUGGGAAUCCUGAGAGUGCAAAGCCUUUGGUUGAGUACUUGCUAGCUCUUAAUCAUCGAGGGGAGAAUCUAAUGAUCAACGAGGCCCUCAAUACAGUUGCCAAGCUUCAAGGAGCGUUGAUUGCAGCUGAAGCUUUCAUCUCCGCUCUGCCAAAGGACACGACUUAUCAAAGCUUGGAGCAGAGGCUUAAAGAGUGGGGCUUUGAGAAAGGGUGGGGAGAGAAUGCCGAAAAAGUAAGAGAGACAAUGAGGACGCUUUCAGAGAUACUUCAAGCUCCAGACCCAAUAAACAUGGAGUCCUUCAUUAGCAGUCUUCCGGUCACAUUCAAUAUUGUUAUCUUCUCCGUUCAUGGUUACUUUGGCCAAUCAGAUGUCCUCGGCUUACCGGACACCGGAGGGCAGGUUGUUUACAUUCUAGAUCAAGUAAAAGCUUUAGAAGAAGAAAUGCUACUCAGAAUUAAGCAGCAAGGCUUGAAUAUUAAGCCCCAAAUCCUUGUGGUAACUCGUCUAAUACCAAACUCUCAAGGGACAAAGUGCAAUCAAGAGAUAGAGCCAAUCCUCAACACUAUGCACUCUCACAUUCUUAGGGUCCCAUUCAGGACCGAGGAAGGGGUUUUGCUCCAUUGGCUAUCCCGAUUUGAUGUCUACCCUUACCUGGAGAAAUUUGCUCAGGAUGCUGCUGCCAAGGUCCUUGAGCUGAUGGAGGGAAAACCAGACCUCAUCAUAGGAAACUACACUGAUGGAAACAUUGUGGCAUCUCUGAUGGCUAGCAAACUAGGAGGAACCAUUGCUCAUGCUUUAGAGAAAACCAAGUACGAAGACUCUGAUGUAAAAUGGAAGGAGUUAGAUCCCAAGUAUCAUUUCUCAUGCCAAUUCACAGCCGACUUAAUUGCAAUGAAUACUGCUGAUUUCAUCAUAACCAGCACAUAUCAAGAAAUUGCAGGAAGGUUGAUUAUGUCCAGAAAACCUAACACUUCCACCUACUAUUUGCUUGAAUUGUCCAGUAAGAGUAGGCCUGGACAGUAUGAAAGUCAUGAGGCAUUUACAAUGCCUGGACUUUGUAGAGUAGUUUCGGGCAUCAAUGUUUUUGAUCCAAAGUUCAACAUUGCUGCUCCUGGUGCUGAUCAAUCCAUCUACUUUCCACCCACGGAUAAACCGAAGCGAUUCACCUCAUUUCAGCCUGCAAUAGAAGAACUGCUCUACAGCAAGGAAGAUAACAGUGAACACAUUGGAUUUCUUGCAGAUAGGAAGAAACCCAUCAUCUUCUCAAUGGCAAGACUUGACACAGUGAAGAACAUCACCGGAUUAGUCGAAUGGUACGGAAAGAACAAAAGGCUCAGAAACUUGGUAAACCUCGUAGUGGUCGGAGGUUUUUUCGACCCAUCAAAAUCAAAAGACAGAGAAGAAAUGUCAGAAAUCAAGAAAAUGCACUUUCUCAUCGAACAAUACAAACUCAAAGGCCAAAUCAGAUGGAUCGCAGCUCAAACUGACCGUUACCGGAACGGAGAACUGUACCGGUGCAUUGCUGAUUCAAAGGGAGCUUUUGUGCAGCCUGCAUUGUAUGAAGCUUUUGGUUUGACAGUUAUUGAGGCUAUGAACUGUGGAUUGCCUACGUUCGCGACGAAUCAAGGAGGACCAGCGGAGAUAAUCGUCGAUGGGGUCUCCGGCUUCCAUAUCAAUCCCACCGACGGGGAGGAGUCGGGAAACAAGAUUGCUGAUUUCUUCGAGAAGUGUAAGAAGGAUGGUGCAACUUGGAGCAAGAUGUCUAGAGCAGCUCUCAAGCGCAUUAAUGAAUGCUACACAUGGAAGAUCUAUGCAAACAAAGUCUUGAACAUGGGAUCCGUGUAUGGGUUGUGGAGGCAAUUGAACAAACCACAGAAGCAAGCUAAACAAAGAUACAUUGACCUCUUUUACAAUCUCCAUUUCAAGAAACUGGCCAAUAAUUUAGCCAAACCUAGUGAUGAAACCGAACAAUCUCGACCUGCCGAGACGACAAGGCCACAACUACCAGCCCCACCAGCAGUACCUGAACCGCCACAACCAGCACUAACGCCAAUACCGGAAACACAGCCACCACCAAGGAGUGAUGGUGGGAAAAAAGAUUUUGAGGAGCAACAGAUUGGCAUCCCAGAAAAUGAUCAGGCAUCGUACUCGUGGCGGCGGUGGUUCAUUUCAUGUGUCUGUUCUUCUGUCAUUGUUUAUUCUGUCAUGAAGUACUAUGGUUUUAUCGAAUGAACAAGUUGAUAUGAGUGUAUAUUACUUAAACAAAUCAGGAAAUAAUGUUCUUGUUGUGAUCGUGC